GUGACUGACCAUCAACGGAGAGUGAAGGAUUGCCUGGAUCAAUGGCGUCAGCCGGAGCUUACACCUUCCGGGACCGUACACCUGAAUUCCGAUCUCUAUUCGACACAUUGAAAAAAUUCGGUAGAACAACAUCAUCAGCUGCCGUUUCAGGUGGAUCACAUCACCAAACCGAUCCAUCUACAUCCUCUAAACUACUUCCAGCAUCUUCUUCUUCAUUUCAAUCCAAUUUCAAUAAGAAAGCUUCUCGUAUCGGAUUAGGUGUCCAUGAAACCCUAAAGAAAAUCUCCAGACUCGCUAAUCUGUCUAAGAAGUCUUCAAUUUUUGAUGAUCCAUUGAAGGAGAUUCAAGAACUGACAGCCUUGAUAAAGAAUGAUAUAACUGCUCUAAAUGUAGCUGUUUCUGAUUUGCAAACACUUCAAAACAUGGAGAUGGCUGAUGGUAAUUAUUCAGAAGAUAGAGUUGUCCAUUCUACUGCUGUUUGUGAUGAUUUAAAGAACAAACUCAUGGGAGCUACAAAAAAAUUCCAAGAUGUGUUAACAGCAAGGACUGAGAACAUUAAGGCUCAUGAAAAUAGGAGACAGAUAUUUUCUACGAAUAUAACAAGAGAAAAUCCGUUAAGGCAGCAGCAAACAAAGACCAUGAUGGAGCCACCUCCUUGGUCGAGUCCGUCUAAAUCAUCUGGAAAUCUACAACAAUCUGAAUCUUCUGGAAAUGGAGUACAAGUUGGCAACCAACUAAGACGAAGAUUAGCUCCUGAUGGCACGCCUUCCAGUUCCCAACAAAUGGGAGCAUCCAUGUUGCAGCAGGUUGUCCCACAACAAGAAAAUUUCACUCAAAAUCGUGCAGUUGCUCUCCAGAGUGUCGAGUCUACAAUUACCGAACUGAGUGGGAUAUUCACAAAUUUGGCUACAAUGGUUGCCCACCAGGGGGAGCUAGCUAUCAGGAUUGAUGACAACAUGGAAGAAACAUUGUCACAUGUUGAAGGUGCUCGUGGAGCUCUUUUGAAGCAUUUGAACCAGAUAUCAUCAAACAGGUGGCUCAUAAUCAAAAUAUUUUUUAUUUUGAUAAUAUUUCUCAUCAUAUUCCUAUUCUUCCUGGCAUAAUCAAUACGUUGUCAUUAUACCCGACCCAUAGUUAUAUUUUUGGGCUGCGCUAUGUUGCUAGGCAACCAUAUAAAAAGAUAGAAAUUUGUGAAUUAUAUUGCAAUUGAUUUGUCCAAAUUCCAUGGUUUAGUGAACAAUUAUACAUUUUAUAUUGGAGCAUGAAACGAACAUGAUAUAGUUUGUAUUUGACGAGCAUAAAUAACAUGACAGGUUGUUACUU
Helianthus annuus (common sunflower) is the source of this 1323-nucleotide messenger RNA. RefSeq names its product syntaxin-31. Gene Ontology annotation, biological process: endoplasmic reticulum to Golgi vesicle-mediated transport; vesicle fusion; intracellular protein transport. The transcript is spliced from 6 exons. Lineage: Eukaryota; Viridiplantae; Streptophyta; Magnoliopsida; Asterales; Asteraceae. Bases 42 to 1103 code for a protein of 353 amino acids. Gene Ontology annotation, molecular function: SNARE binding; SNAP receptor activity. Gene Ontology annotation, cellular component: SNARE complex; Golgi membrane; endomembrane system. The record is from RefSeq and is a predicted model, not a curated record.